UGGUAUUUAGUACUAAUCUAUCAAGUUUUGUAAUCUGUCCACUGUUAUUAAUUCACGGUUCGUACUUUUCAAUGCAUAUUAAAAAUUCCAUGGGUUUUUUUAAGUAUCAAGGCAUUGUGAAGAUGCACUUCAAGAAAAUCAUACAAAAAUUUUAAUUGUUUUUCACCGUCUGAAAGUUAUAAAAAAUACGAAACAUUAAGUUCGUAAAAAAUACGAAACAUUGCUGCUGCCAGGUAGAUCGGAAAACCCGAAGGAUGGCAGCGUCUACAAGAUUUCGUUGCGAUGCGGAAACUGGGGAAAUAAUUACCUAUCUUGUGAAUGAGGAAACUGGAGAACCGGCUAUGAUUUACAAAGCUGCGCCGACUCAUUCCGUUCGAGAACCGAGAAAACCACGUAAACCUGUCCGUUUCCCACGCGGAUAUAUGAGUAGAACCAAAAAAUUUCAAACCUUGAAAGCUAAAAUUUUGGCUGGAUCAAAUACUAUAAGUCACAGACUGCUUCUUAUAAUACCCACACUCAUGAUAUUCCCCAGCCUUGUAUGUGUAUUACUUCUGUUACUAGAAUUAUUUCUCCAUGUUCACUGUCACAAAAAAAAUAAAAUGCUUAAAAAUCCAAACCUAUACUACCAAAGUCCAUUUCAUGUUGUUACCAGCAUAUUUUGCGGAGUUUGUCGUGAUUGUGAUACAGCAAGUAAAAUAACAGCUUUGCAAGAUAAAAGGCGUUAUCGCUAUGAUUAUUUUAAGGACUCCCUUCAUGCUCUGUAAGUUUCAUAAGCAAUCAAAUUGGUUUCAAAUGUAAUUUGUUAGAAUAACAUAUUGCAUCUAUAUUGAUAUGUAUAUAUUUGUUUCAUAGUACAAUUUACAAGUUUGCCAUGGUAUAUUAUGUUAAUUGAGGAUUUUUAAGAACAGAAUAUUUAAGUUCCAUUGGCUUAUGCUUUACUGCAUUAUGCUUAUUAUGAGUAACUAUAAAAAAAUAUUUGAAAUAUUCAAAUCAAGUUAUUUAAGUUGUUUCAACAAAGAUAAAAUAUUUAACAAGACUAAUAAAUUAGUAUUAUUUUGCAAUUUUGUAAGUAAGGGAAACACUGCAUUGCAAUAUUUUUCCAUUGAAAUAUUUAAAAGAAAAUUGGAUUCUUGAUAAUAAAUAAUGGCCUUCUUAAGUAAAUAUCUGAAACAUAAUCUAUAUAAGAAUUAUUUUAUAGGGAAAUAUUGUAUAUACAUAUUCAUACUAUGAUUUACUUGGUGUUGGUUGUGUUGAUAGGUGCAGGAAUAUUUUAUUUUUGAUUCUUUUUAAUAAUUACACUUUUAUUAAAAGUUUAUGUGAAA
Molecule: messenger RNA, 1322 nt
Organism: Zerene cesonia (dogface butterfly)
Lineage: Eukaryota; Metazoa; Arthropoda; Insecta; Lepidoptera; Pieridae
Exons: 2
Coding region: 255-764 (169 amino acids)
Source: RefSeq, a predicted model, not a curated record